Diuraphis noxia (Russian wheat aphid) is the source of this 1977-nucleotide messenger RNA. Its product is annotated as protein scarlet-like. Gene Ontology annotation, molecular function: ATP binding; ATP hydrolysis activity; ABC-type transporter activity. Gene Ontology annotation, biological process: transmembrane transport. The record is from RefSeq and is a predicted model, not a curated record. Gene Ontology annotation, cellular component: plasma membrane. Lineage: Eukaryota; Metazoa; Arthropoda; Insecta; Hemiptera; Aphididae.
GCCAGUUGAGCUGAAGCUCCGGCGGCGAGUUCAUCUCCGAUUUCUAUUCGACGUGUUAAUAUUACACCAUCUACCUACACGGCAAUUGAACAUGUUCGGCACGAAGUUGCAGAGGAGAACGUUGGAUUUGAGAUACAAUGAGAUGUGGAACGAUUGGGACGGUAUGGAUGGACACAGAACGCCGGAAGAAGAGUUCGUUCAUGGAAACUUGGUGUUGUCUUGGAAAAAAAUUAAUGUACAUGUGAAACAAAUUACCCAAAAGUUUUUCCAGCGAUCAAAAAUCUCGUACAAGCAAAUAUUACACAACGUUAGUGGAAACGUACAAUCUGGAAAACUUCUAGGAAUUAUGGGUCCAAGUGGUUCAGGAAAAACUACAUUGAUGGCAACCAUCAGUCAUCGAACUAAAGGACAAUUUGAUGGAGAAUUAUUGCUUAACGGACAGCCAGUAUCUGAAGAAGUCAUGAUUAAGAUAUCUGGUUUUGUUCCACAACACGAUAUCAGUUUUGAUCAGUUGACAGCAUUAGAGCACUUGACUCUGAUGGCGAAAUUGAAAGUUUCUCGCAAAAUAACCAAAAUAGGAUUGAAAGAACAUAUUGAUAAAAUAAUUUCCAUGUUGGGCAUGGCUAAGUUCUUGGACACUAGAAUAUCGUUUUUGUCUGGAGGUGAACGGAAAAAAAUUGCUCUCGCAGUUCAACUAUUAAACGACCCACCAAUAUUAUUUUGUGACGAAAUAACAACAGGUCUGGACAGUUACUCGGCCGCCCACAUUGUGAACACUUUAAAAGGUGUCGCACGAAUGGGUAAAAUUGUGAUAUGCACCAUUCAUCAACCGGCGUCUGGUGUAUUCGGAAAAUUCGAUGAAGUAAUAUUGUUAUCGAAUGGACUGUUAGCAUAUCAAGGGCCUGUCACCAUGGUCCGUCAGUUAUUUCAAAAGUUCAAUUAUGAAUGCCCUGAUAUGUUCAACGAAGCUGACUUUGUGAUUUCUAUUCUUAAUUCCGAAAAUGAAAAUGUAAAAAAAAAUGUAAUUGAAAUGUGCAAGUUAGCUUCAACAGACCAAAUAACGAAUCAAAAUUAUGAUUUAUUUAAUAAUCAGACUAAAUUUGAUACUCAACAUUUAGAAACGUUAGAAACACUAAAACCAACAUGGCCAACACAGUUCUAUUUGAUUUUGGAUAGAUCCAUCAAAUGCUUUACAAGAAAUUACAAGAAUAAUCUACUGGAACUGGGAACUAUUUGGUUUUUAGGUAUCAUUAUUUCUGCUCCAUUUUCGAAUCUGCAGCUCGAUAMAAAUGCAGUACAAAAUUGGCAAGGUUUUUGGUUCAUAUUUGUCAUUAACUAUGUGUUCCACUUCAGUUAUUCUGCUAUUUCAAUAUAYCAAGUUAAAUUUGCAGUUGUUCAUCGAGAAGUUCACAACAAAGUAUAUCCAUUGAGCGCAUAUUUCAUGUCUGAAUUGAUGAUAAUGGGUUUGUGGAUGGUGGUAAAAAUGGUAUUUUACUGUGUAUCUGCGUUUUGGAUUGUUGGUGCUAAUUGGAGUAAAUUGCAAUUGUUGGUGUUCUAUUUAUUAKCGCUUGCAGCCUUUUCGUAUGGAAGUUUGUUGUCAGCAUAUUUUAAUCGCAUAGAAAACACUAUGAUUUUUGCUACAAUAUAUGAUUUCCUGUCGUUGCCUUUCAGUGGUGCUUAUCUAUCAUAUAUGUCUAUUCCAAAAAACAUAUAUUCUCUCAGAUACUUUUCGCUAUUCUUUCUUGGUUGCGAAACAGCAUCAGUUUUAUUUUGGGGCAAAAUUAAAUCUUUACCGUGUAUUGAUGUUACUAAUUGCUUGAAUAGCGGAAAAGCAGUGUUAAGUAAAUAUGGCUUUGUAAGUAGUGAAUUAUAUUCAGACAUGGUGAUAUUAGUUAUACUUAGCAUUAUAUUAAAUAUAUUUGGUUACUUUAGUGUUCUUAAAAAAAUGAAAAAACAACCAGCCUAUUAAAAUGUGUA